CUCUGUGCAUGACGUUUUGGAGGCUCGUGCACGCGUUGGCGGUCGUCUCGACGUUGUUUCCAGCGGCCGAGACGACCUCUUCGCGGAGCCCGACGGAGAUGCGAAUGCUCGAGGCUCGCUGCUUCGCCCGCUGCUUCAACGCGACAGCAACAGAGUGUUCUUACCCUUGCUCUUUUUUCAAUAAAAGCAAGUCGACUUGUCUGAAGAAAUGUCGCAAUGAAUUUGAUUCGUUACAUGAUAAACUUGCUGAGUGCAACGAGGGUUGUCAGUUUGUUAAAAGGGUCGAGUCUGAAGCUGUAGGAGCAUCCUUCUCACCUGGGUCACCAUAUGUUCCUGCCAUUCCACCACCUCCCAUCAUUACUCAACUCAGUGGUGUCGUCACACUUCAGUGGGAACCUCCUACUAGUAUUCAUUCCAAAUCAGGUGUCAACCAUGGACCAGGACGAGCAGCUGUCUUCGUUAUUCAGUAUGCAUCGCUUGAGUGUGGACCACCACACUCUUUUGAUUGGAAUACUGGCUCGCAUCCGGCAGAACAGAACUUUAUAGAACUCCCUCACAGAUCACUGGAUCUCAGUGACGAUCGUUUGUAUGUAUUUCGUGUGGCAGCAGUCAACGUAAACGGAACACAGGGUUUCUCAUCGACGUCACCAUUAGCAUAUUCAGUAGACAAGAAAUGUGUGGAAGUGAGCCAUGAAACUCCUCGUCUUGUGGAAGAUCUUCGAUUGUUGGGUUUUAGAAACCCAUGGGAUAGCAAAAUUGUUGACAUCGAGGUCUCGUGGAAAGAACCAGCAAUAAAUAAGGCGUGUCAUUAUGUGUGUGUGACGGAAGAGGCAAGCGAUCAGGAAGAUGCGUGUCGUGAUAGGACGCUGUUUGAUUUGAUUGUCAGAAAGGCAAAGCAUUACGUAGUAAGCAAAUCCGUAAGCAAAUCCAACAGACAACACGGCACUGAGGGCUGUUUGUAUCGAUCCACCGUCGGCUCUAUACCAAAGUUGAUAUCAAUCGAUGGCAACCAAGCUGUCAAAACUGCAGUGUUUCGUAACGUGACGAAAGACAUCUACGAUCAAAGUCGUUACGAGUUGGGACCUCCGUCCUUGUCUCAAGUGAAGACGCUCAGUCAUCAUAUCAACGUCACGGUUAUGUGGCUGUUGCCGGCGGAUUAUGCUCCGGACCUUGAUCUUUAUCGACUUGAGUACGGGACAGGACGGUCUUCGGUACCAAUAUGGAGGCAGGACAGCCAGAAACUGGGAGAGAAAGAUAUCUUUGUGAGUGAUGCUGUUGGACGGAAGUUCUCUGUUCUCUUUCCAGAGUUGAAACCGGCAACUGAAUAUUGGUUCAAGAUAUUGCCAUUGAGAAAAGGUAACUUUGGAAAAACAUCAGAGGAAGAAUAUUUAAUGACUGAGGACUUUUUUGUGCCCGGUGUACCAUUACAUGUUCGUCACGUUAUCAAAGAUGGCACUUUGGGUCACUUUUCUGUACUCAUAACGUGGACAAACUCGAAACCAGCAACGCCAGUAGAGUAUCCGGUGACAGCAUCGUAUGUACACUGGGGCUUCGGCAUGAGAAUUAUCAACUCGGAACUCGCCGUGGCAGCAGUCAACGGUACAACUCAAGAAUAUACUAUCAGUGAGUUAGAAAAGGAAGAUUCAGACGGAUCAAAGAAGUACUACUGGUUUCGGGUCUGGUCUGCUAAUGCAAAGGGCAACGGAUCAGAAUCUGCGCCAGUCUAUUUUAGUUUCAAAUCACCCAGAGACCAACUAUUGAUCGUAUACAUCACUACUCCACUCGUCUUCUUAGUUAUAGUUGCUCUCGUCAUUGCUAUCGUCUUUUGCUACCACUGGAGAAGAAAGCUACAGAAAAUUAGACUCAUUGCUCAUCCCCUGACGUCAAACCUUUGCUAUGUUCACUCGCCUCAGUCCUCGUGAGGUCCCGGACAAGCGGGAGGUGGCGGUAAAUCAAAUUAGUCUAGACAACAAGCUGGGAGAGGGUAUCAGUACAUUACAUUGAGAGUAUGUGUUGCAAACAAUACAACUGCAUGUGCAGUUAUUGAAGCUGUUAUGGUAUCGACCACUAGCAACCUUUGCUAGACUAGAGACAAAGUGAAUUAGUUAUUAGUGAGCUGAUCAAUGACGACAUCAGCAAAACUAUCUGGAUGAUAGACACAGUUGCAGCAUUGUAAGUUAAGAAAUCAUGUCAUUUUACAGCCACA
This is a messenger RNA of Corticium candelabrum, 2206 nucleotides long. RefSeq lists its product as uncharacterized. NCBI's taxonomy places the organism in Eukaryota, Metazoa, Porifera, Homoscleromorpha, Homosclerophorida, Plakinidae. The record is from RefSeq and is a predicted model, not a curated record. Bases 9 to 1922 code for a protein of 637 amino acids. Gene Ontology annotation, molecular function: protein binding. The transcript has 14 exons.